Molecule: messenger RNA, 1324 nt
Organism: Populus nigra (black poplar)
Lineage: Eukaryota; Viridiplantae; Streptophyta; Magnoliopsida; Malpighiales; Salicaceae
Product: serine/arginine-rich splicing factor RS2Z33-like
Exons: 6
Coding region: 373-1137 (254 amino acids)
Biological process (GO): mRNA splicing, via spliceosome
Cellular component (GO): nuclear speck
Molecular function (GO): zinc ion binding; mRNA binding
Source: RefSeq, a predicted model, not a curated record
UUUGAAAAUGCCGCGAUAUGAUGACCGAUAUGCCAGUACGCGUCUCUAUGUUGGACACCUGGCUGCUAGGACACGAUCACGGGAUCUGGAACAUCUUUUCAGCAAAUAUGGGCGGUUUCUGGCCUCUUGCCUAACCUGGAGGUCUAUGGUGAGAGGGUUGCCAUGAUGGAAUUGGUGGAAUUUCUUGCCAAGUUAUAGGAGACUUUGGCGAUUCUUUCUAUUAUGUUAUUGCGUGUUUUUAUGGAAUUGGCAACAAUCUCAAACUGGUGUUUAGUUCGUCUAUGAGGGGUGAAGUAUCAUACACUUGCAGUACUUAAGUAAUGAUGGCCUUACUGUUUGUGGCAACCAUUUCGCAGAGUACGAGAUGUGGAUAUGAAGCGUGACUAUGCAUUUGUUGAAUUUAGUGAUCCCAGAGAUGCUGAUGAUGCAAGGCAUUACUUAGAUGGCAAGGAGUUUGAUGGAAGUCGUAUCAUUGUGGAAUUUGCAAAGGGGGUACCUCGUGGUUCUCGAGAAUAUUUGGGCAGAGGUCCUCCUCCAGGAUCUGGACGCUGCUUUAAUUGUGGCAUUGAUGGCCACUGGGCUCGAGAUUGCAAAGCUGGAGACUGGAAGAACAAGUGUUAUCGUUGUGGGGAAAGAGGUCAUAUAGAGAGAAACUGCAAGAACAGUCCCAAGAAACUCACGCGGGGGAGGAGUUACUCUCGAUCACCAGGUAGAUCACGCUCUCCUCACCGUGGCAGAAGCCGCAGCCCAAGUUAUAGCCGAGGUCGAAGCUACAGCCGAUCAAGAUCCCCACCACCAAAGAGAGAGCGAAGUGUUGAGAAUGAGAACAGGUCAUUGAGCCCUGAACCAAAGAGUACAAAGGCCAGGAAGCGCAGCCCAACACCUGAUGAAGGCAGCCCACGCCCUUCUCCCAAAUCUCGAAAACUGGAUGAUGAGCAAGAUAGAGAGUACAGUGGCAGCCCCACGGGAAGAAGCAGAAGCAGAAGCAGAAGCAGAAGCCCUCGAGAUGAGAGGUAUAGAAGUCCUCAGACUAAUGGUCGCAGCCGCAGUCCCAGUCCCAGGGAUGAUAGAAGCCCUGUUGAUGAUGAUUAUGAGGACAACAACCGCUCCCCGAGAGAUAGUGACGUGUCACGUUGAAAUGCACCAUCCCAAUGGAAUUGGUGUACCUGUUUGCACUUCCCAAUCGUCACCAAGACACCUUAAGUUUGCGCUAUUUAGAUGGUCAAACAUUUUAUAUGCUAAGUAGAGAUGUAAUUUGAAACUUUUUAUUUGGAUUAGGGAGCCUAUUUUAAUCAUUUGGUAUGGAGAGCUAUGCAUUCAAAUU